GGCCGGCCGCUCGCUCGUAGCACCGCUGCUUCGUAGCACGACGGCUAUAGGAUUACGACUGUAAAUAUAUUUAACGCAUUCAACUCACGGGCUUCAGUAUUUUUUGUGCAUUUUUGGAUGAGUAGAAUUGUGUGAUUUCAGUAGAUACAAAUCUGUUUUGAAAUCUUCAAAGACAGCACUUAGCAUUUGAUACUAACUGGAAUUAGUAAUCAAAUAGCACCCGUGCAUGUAUGUAGCACCAGACAGUCUAGAACGAAUUCGUCCUAAUGACGAAUGACGCAUCGCAAAGUGGGGCCAGCGAGCCUCGUGAGGGGACAGCCCGAGGGUCGUGGGGUGCCCGGAGGGGGGAAGACGUCAAGAUCGAGUUUGGGUUUGGAGUGCCACUAGGAGCUAUGGGCGCGCAUCCUGCCUUCCACUCCGCUUGGGACCUGGGAUGCCCAUCGUCAGGGUUCCACCAAAUGGCCCGGAUGAUGGACCGCAUGAUGUCAGAGAGCCUGCAACCAUUUGGCUUCGCGCGGAUGUCAACCAGGCGUGGUGGAGAUGGCAGAGACAAGAACGAGCCUCCGAGGGAUGGCCUGAGGACAGAACGGAGCGAAGUGCGGAGAGAGAGGGCGAAGCAGAACGUUCCGGAUACACACAUGGCGAAUGGCACUAGGCAUCCCCCUACACAAGUGGUAAAGCCAACACAAGCAUACACCUUCCAAAUACAACCAAUGGACACUUCAAAGCAAAAUGACCCGACGACAGAAAAGUGGGCCGGCACAUUGCGACGUCGAGACCCCAACAUCCAGCCCACUCUCCCCUCCAUCGUCUCCAGGAAGACAUCCUCCACUUCAUCUUCAGUAGGAAGCGGUAGGAAAUGUCGAUCGGUGGACCGCAUGCCCAGAGGUAGGGCGAGGCACCUUAUACCGAUAAAACCCACUGUUAGAAAAACCGAUAUACCUACAGAAGGAGACGUGGCGGUGUUGGAAAGAGAUGAGAAGGUUUUCGAUGCGACGGGGUACGAGCUGCAUUUAGUAGAGACCCUAGAAAGGGACAUAUUGCAGAAGAACCCUGACGUUCGUUGGAAAGAUGUAAUUGGUUUGGAUGAUGCCAAAUCCGUGCUGCAAGAAGCUAUGGUCUUGCCACUCGUGAUGCCGGACUAUUUUAAGGGCAUUAGAAGACCGUGGAAAGGCGUGCUACUCACGGGUCCUCCAGGAACAGGGAAGACUUUGUUAGCCAGAGCGGUCGCCACUGAGUGCAAGACUACCUUCUUCAACGUUUCAUCAGCUACCCUCACUUCGAAGUACAGAGGGGACUCUGAAAAACUCGUCCGGCUUUUGUUUGAUAUGGCAGCCUUCUACGCCCCAAGCACGAUAUUCCUGGAUGAGGUGGACUCCCUGUGCGCGGUGCGAGGCGCCGACUCGGAGCACGAGGCCUCGCGCAGGUUCAAGGCAGAGCUUCUGAUACAGAUGGAUGGACUCGCGGCAGCUUUUAAUCGAGACAAAAUAAUAAUGGUGCUUGCGGCUACAAACCACCCUUGGGACAUCGACGAAGCUUUCAGAAGGCGAUUUGAGAAGAGGAUAUACAUUGGUCUCCCUGAUGAAAUGACGAGGGUUAAGCUAUUGCACUUGUGUCUUCGAGAAGUAGUGUUGGCAGACGAUGUUAACUUCGCUGAUCUUACUACGAAGCUCGAUGGGUACAGCGGUUCGGAUAUUUGCAAUCUGUGCAGGGACGCUGCAAUGAUGACGAUGCGUCGCAAAAUCGCCGGCAAGAGUCCUGACCAGAUCCGUCAGCUGAAGCGUUCCGAGCUCGAAGCGCCUGUCUCUAUGAACGACUUGGAGGCCGCUAUGGAGAAGACCCAGCGUACCGUCACCCAGGCUGACGUAGCCCGCUACACGAGCUGGAUGCAGCGGCACGGGUGCUCCUAGCGGCGAGCUAAAGCGCUGCGAGCGCUGUUACGAAAGCUACGUAACGCUUGAGGAGCAUUUACCACAUUGUGCGAACAAAAAGGUCACGUUACCUGUGUUGGAUGUUUAGAUGGGCAUAGUUGAUGCGCUGUUGACGUGAGUCCUGAUAAAAUUCAAGGUUUUUUUAUGGGAAAGUCUUGAUACUUGACUACCUAAAAACGAUCGCGCUCGUAUCAGAAUAUCAAGAAUACUGUCUAAGUUUUUUAUGUGUCUGGGUAAAAUUUAGGUCGAGGUUAUCUUAGUGAGAUUGAUAUCUCUAUCAAUUAUAUAUAUAAUAUA
Ostrinia nubilalis (European corn borer) is the source of this 2228-nucleotide messenger RNA. RefSeq names its product katanin p60 ATPase-containing subunit A1-like. Lineage: Eukaryota; Metazoa; Arthropoda; Insecta; Lepidoptera; Crambidae. The transcript has 9 exons. Gene Ontology annotation, cellular component: microtubule cytoskeleton. Gene Ontology annotation, biological process: microtubule severing. The record is from RefSeq and is a predicted model, not a curated record. Bases 267 to 1910 code for a protein of 547 amino acids. Gene Ontology annotation, molecular function: microtubule severing ATPase activity; ATP binding; ATP hydrolysis activity.